AUGGUAGAAGGAACCCGUCUUCAAGAGCUCGACGAGAGCUUACUUCUCCGGUGGAGGAAGUUGAACAACGCCAAGAGAACGAGACUCAACAAAUCCAUAGAUGAACUCAAAUCCUUGAUUGGAGGACUUAGUGUUCAAUAUAGGAAAAUGCUAUCUUCCAAGAAUGUUGAAGAAACCUCACAAUUCAAUCAAAGAGAUAUUGGAGACAAAAGAAACACUCAUUUCUCUUAUGGAUCAUCCCACAAACUUGACUUCCCAAAAUUUGAUGGUAAAGAUUUCGAGGUGAAGUCGGCUACCUCUCAACUAAGUGAAAGGGCCCUACAAUGGCACCAAGGGUAUGUUAAGCUUCAUGGAUUAGCUACAUAUGAAGACUGGAAAAUGUAUAUACGGAGCAUGAGACCUCGUUUUGGGCUCUAG
Dovyalis caffra is the source of this 417-nucleotide messenger RNA. NCBI's taxonomy places the organism in Eukaryota, Viridiplantae, Streptophyta, Magnoliopsida, Malpighiales, Salicaceae. The record is from the annotation of a GenBank genome assembly.